UUUCUGGCCCCAGUGCCAACAUUUUGGAGGAUAUGCAGGAGGAAGUCAACCGAAGGGUUUGAAUCAGUUCCGUACGUGGUUUCUCUGUUCAGCGCCAUGCUUUGGCUGUACUAUGCAUCCCUCAAGUCCGAGUCCAGCGCUUUCCUGCUCCUCACGGUCAACUCGGUCGGAUGCGCCAUAGAGACGAUCUAUAUCGCUCUCUACCUUGCUUAUGCUCCUAAACAAGCCAGGGUACGUAGCUACAGCGUUGUUCGCAAAGAACACACCUAAUGUAUUCUAAUUGUUGGAGAGUGGAUGAGCAGAUGAUGACGCUGACGCUGCUGUUGCUGAAUUUCGGAGGGUAUUGUUCCAUUCUUCUUCUGUCCCACUUCUUGGCAAAGGGAUCGGUGAGGGUCCAACUUGUUGGGUGGAUUUGCGUUGCACUCUCUGUUGCAGUCUUUGCUGCUCCUCUGAGCGUCAUUAGAAUGGUGAUACGCACCAAGAGCGUGGAGUUCUUGCCCUUUUCUUUAUCGUUCUUCCUCAUGCUCAGUGCUGUGACAUGGCUCCUAUACGGCCUAUUCCUCAAGGACUUGUAUGUCGCGGGUCCAAACGUGUUAGGAGUCAUCUUUGGAGUGCUUCAGAUGGCGCUGCAUGCCAUAUACAGGAAGGGAAAUACAGUUGCGACGGAGGAGGAAAAGAAUGAUACCAGUGUUGGAAAGCUGAGCUCUGAUAUACAAAGUUGCAAUGGGCAUGCCUUCAUCAUCUUUAUUGAAGCUUCUGAUAAAGGACCAGUGGCCCCUCCAUCUGAAGUUUGACAGGCGUCUAAGUUACUCAUAUGCCCGAUCAGAUUUUCUGUUUUCCAGCAGCUCCUAGCUGGCUUACUCGUUGCUUCUGCUAUGUAAAGUGCAAAUGCAUGCACGCAUGUGGGUGCUUGGAGGGGUAGAGUUUGUUUGUGAAUGUUCAACUUGUUUUUCCUAAUAAUACAGUUAUCAGACGCAUUACUCUUUCAGAAACAGAU
Messenger RNA from Eucalyptus grandis, 997 nucleotides. Its product is annotated as bidirectional sugar transporter SWEET12. Lineage: Eukaryota; Viridiplantae; Streptophyta; Magnoliopsida; Myrtales; Myrtaceae. Gene Ontology annotation, molecular function: sugar transmembrane transporter activity. The record is from RefSeq and is a predicted model, not a curated record. Bases 270 to 794 code for a protein of 174 amino acids. The transcript has 4 exons. Gene Ontology annotation, biological process: carbohydrate transport. Gene Ontology annotation, cellular component: membrane.